Molecule: messenger RNA, 2058 nt
Organism: Encephalitozoon romaleae SJ-2008
Lineage: Eukaryota; Fungi; Microsporidia; Unikaryonidae
Product: cohesin
Exons: 1
Coding region: 1-2058 (685 amino acids)
Biological process (GO): sister chromatid cohesion
Cellular component (GO): nucleus; chromatin; cohesin complex
Molecular function (GO): chromatin binding
Source: RefSeq, a predicted model, not a curated record
AUGGAGAAAGAGAACAAUGUAAAUGAGUCGGAAGUCCCAGGAACGGCCUGUGAUACUACAACCCACAACCCUUUUGAGACUUCAGAAGAUGGAUGCUGCCCUUUUGACGUAUUCACCCCCGAGGCAUUAACAGAUAGACUCAGGGGACAUGAGGAUUGCACCAAGGACAUCAUCAAGAUCAUCAAAUCCAUCCAUGUAAAUCAAUGCAAGAUGAAAAAACUAUGCAAGGUUUUCAACUCUGUAUCUAACUACAACACUGAUUCGAUAGUAGAACUCACUAGGGAUGCAAAUAGAAUGCUAAGAUAUGUAUCGACAUACCUCAUGCUCGACAAAAUAAAGCAAUGGGUUGUGGAUGGAAGAGGGUUUGAAGUUGUGGAGACCAUGUAUGAUGAGGUGUUUUUGGUCAGGUUCCGGGAUGUGGACUUCAACAUAAGGAGCAUUUGUGUGGGGUUUAUGUGUGAAUGGAUUGUCUCUGCCCCUGAGAUAUUCAACUUCCCCUGUUACUUGAAGUAUAUUGGAUGGUCUCUUAGUGACAAGAACGAUAAUGUUAGAAGAAAAGGGGUUGGGGCGUGCAUCAAGCUUGUGCGGAAGAAGGUCGAUAUUCAGACAUUUGUGUCCCGCUUUAAAAAUAGAAUGAUUGAGCUGUCUUUGUACGACAGAAACUUUGGGUUGAGGGGAGAAGGAAAGGUACUAUGCAUGAGCCUGUACAUCAAUGGGAUGAUUUCUAAGGAUGAUGUAUAUAAAGUGUUGGGAUCGAUGAAUGAAAAAGAUAAGAAGUUGCUAGUAGAAGAUACCAUCAGGAAGAUACUCAAGAGGGAAGGAUCAAGCGAUGAAUGCCUACUGGAUAACCAUGAGGGCUUACAUGAGCUUUUUUCCAACACCUCCUUGUUCCUAUGCUCCUGCAUUCCUCACAGUGAUAAGGAUGUUGAAGGGUUCAUAGACUUUAUCCUGGACUUCUUGAGGACAAAGAGUUCUUGCUGCCAAUCUAGAACCUUGUGCUACUUAAAGAUUCUUGGAGUCCUUUCCGUCAAUAUGGUGGAUCUUAGGAAGUACUACAGUAUUCUUGAAACAGUCAGAGACAAUAGGGAAAACACAAGAGAGGCCAUGGCAUCGGCUUCAAAGUUGGGCCUUAAGGUGUUUAAAAGACAGCCUGACAUUACCAACGACCUUCUUGAAAUGAUGAGAGAGCUUUCGAUCCAAUACAAAUGUGAAGAGAUGUUUUCUAGUCUUGUGUGUCUUUUGAAGAAGCUUGAAAGUGAUUUUCCGGUGUCUGUCUAUCCUAUUGUAGAGUCUUCUGGAUCCUCCUGCAUAGAGUUUUUACGAUGUACAAUCAAAUCGUUCGAUAUAUCCAAGGGAGUUGGAAAUGAGCACCCAAGUGAGAUCAAGUGCUAUGCUGCAUUGUGGAGAACAAUGGCAAAUGACUACGAGAGAGUUAACAAAUACGAACUUAAAGACAUCGAUAACCCAGGUGUGCUUUGUGACUUCCUGAUCUUCUUCAAGGAAAAGUGUAUAGAGUUUGGUAUGAUGAACCUGAAGGUUGAACAAGCCUCUGAUCAAGGGGAAUGCUUCAAGGUGAUGUACGACAAGCUAUUUGCUCUUAUACAUUCCAAGGCCGAAAGUGUUUUUAUUGAUCCAGGGUCGUGUAUCUCUUUGUUCAAGCUUGUCGAUGAGGGCCUUCUUCUUGAUUACUCUUACAUUAUAUUCAGGGAAUGCGGGGUGGAGCUGAUCUCUGAGUUUCUGAACAAAAGUAAGUCGAAAAUGAACUUAGUUUCUGGGUACUUCAGAUAUCUUAUGGAUGUGGAAGAGAAGGACGUAGACAAGGGUGUUGGAAAGCUCAUAGGCUCGAAGUGUAGUAUGGCAAAAAGAGGAAUUGACAUAGAGAAAGUUGUUUUCAGAGGUAUGAAAGGGAUCGUUGAGCAAAAGAAGACGUUUCUAUAUGACGCCGUCCUCAUUUACUUUGUUUCUUCAUUAACGACGAAUGAGUGUAUAAUCCUGGAGCAAGGCCUGGAGAAGUCAAGGCUCAAAAUGUCUUUACUUAGAAGGAUUAGAGAUGGGUAG